This is a messenger RNA of Rosa rugosa (rugosa rose), 3213 nucleotides long. Its product is annotated as rho GTPase-activating protein 7. Gene Ontology annotation, biological process: signal transduction. The record is from RefSeq and is a predicted model, not a curated record. The coding region runs from base 279 to 2909 and encodes 876 amino acids. NCBI's taxonomy places the organism in Eukaryota, Viridiplantae, Streptophyta, Magnoliopsida, Rosales, Rosaceae. The transcript is spliced from 22 exons.
UAAUUAAACAAAAAGAAAGAAAGAAAAAAAAAAAAGAAGAAAGAAAAAGGAAAUUGCUCUUGUCUCUGAGAGAGCAAGUAGAAAGCCAGCGGGACAGAGUGAGAAGUAACUCUCUCGGUUGUUGCUUCUUUUAAACUCCAUCCAUCUGUCCCCAACCUAAAACCCUAAAAGCUUGUUAAUCCAGCACCAGCUAACUCAGAUCGCCGUGAUUCCUCUCCGAUCUACUCCCGAGUUGACUCCAUGGCCAAAUGCUGCUGAGCCAGCAAUGUUAAUCGGCCAUGUCGGCUUCUUUAGCUGCUUUUGAGCGCCCCCGCCCCGGAGCUUCUAACACGGUCUUCAAGAGUGGCCCAUUAUUCAUAUCUUCAAAAGGAAUAGGGUGGAAGUCUUGGAAGAAGCGGUGGUUUAUCCUCACACGGACUUCUUUGGUUUUCUUUAAAAACGAUCCUAGCGCACUUCCACAAAAAGGUGGUGAAGUAUAUUUGACUUUAGGAGGCAUUGACCUGAACAAUUCUGGGAGUGUUGUUGUUAGAGAAGAUAAAAAGCUGCUGACUGUUUUAUUUCCUGAUGGACGUGAUGGGCGGGCUUUCACUCUUAAGGCUGAGACAUCAGAAGACUUGUACGAGUGGAAGACAGCCCUUGAACAUGCCCUUGCACAAGCUCCAAGUGCCGCCCUUGUCAUGGGGCACAAUGGGAUUUUCAGAAAUGACACAAAUGAUACAAUAGAAGGGUCUUUCCAUCAAUGGAGGGAUAAGCGUCCUGUUAAAUCUUUGGUCGUUGGAAGACCAAUUCUGCUUGCCCUAGAAGAUAUUGAUGGAGGUCCUUCUUUCCUCGAGAAAGCUCUUCGGUUCCUUGAAAAGUUUGGUACUAAAGUUGAAGGAAUUUUGCGACAGUCUGCUGAUGUUGAGGAGGUAGAACGCAGGGUACAAGAGUAUGAACAAGGCAAGACUGAAUUUGAUCCUGAUGAGGAUGCUCAUGUUGUUGGUGAUUGUGUCAAGCACGUUCUGAGAGAGCUGCCCUCAUCUCCAGUACCAGCUUCUUGCUGCACUGCCUUGCUGGAGGCUUAUAAAAUUGAUCGAAAGGAAGCUCGGAUCAAUGCAAUGCGGUCUUCAAUAUUAGAGACAUUUCCUGAACCAAACCGCCGUUUAUUACAAAGAAUUUUAAAGAUGAUGCAUACCAUCUCUUCUCACUCUCAUGAGAAUCGAAUGAAUCCAUCUGCAGUUGCUGCUUGCAUGGCACCCUUGCUCUUACGCCCUCUAUUGGCUGGUGAAUGUGAGUUGGAUGAUGACUUUGAUAUUAAUGGUGAUAAUUCUGCCCAGCUUCUUGCUGCUGCAAAUGCCGCCAAUAAUGCUCAAGCAAUCAUCACUACGCUUUUGGAGGAGUUUGAAAACAUUUUUGAUGAUGAGAAUUUACUGCGGUGUUCGAUCUCAGCUGAUUCUCGAAUUGAAAAUAGCGGCAGUGAUGAUUCGUCCGAUGAUGACAACCUUGAUAUAAAAGAUAAUGGUUACCAUGAUGCCGAAAAUGAAGUUGAUGCGGAAACAGAUGAUGACCAAGAUCGUGUACACAGUGGGAAAUUGAGUGAAAGCAGCGGUUAUGCUGGCAGUGACCUCUAUGAUUAUAAGGCAUUUGGGGCUGAUGAUUCUGAUGUUGGAUCGCCUAAUGGAAAUCAUGCUUCAGCUGAGAGUUCAAAAUCAGUUGUUCCUCAACAGAAUCCAAACGUCGAAGGGAUGGAUAGAGGAGGCAAACAGAUAAAAGAAAAUGAAAAUUCAAUUAGUGAGAAUGGUGAAACGAGCAUACCAAGCACAUCACCUGCGGGAGAAUCGUACAGAUCAAUGGGAGAGAUUCUAUCAGCAAUGGAUCCAGGGCAUCCUUUACCAGUUGUGUCUGAAUCAGGAGCUGUUAAGGCAGUGGGUAAAGUAACAGGCUCCAAUCAUAGUGCAAAGCGAACAGCAUUUUGGGGAAGAAGCAAUGCAAGAAAGACACUAUCCAUGGAAUCAGUCGAUUCUUCUGGAGAGGAAGAGCUUUCUAUUCAGAGGCUUGAGAUUGCUAAAAAUGACCUGCAGCACAGGAUUGCAAAAGAGGCUAGAGGAAAUGCAAUUUUACAAGCUAGCUUGGAGAGAAGAAAGCAAGCUUUACAUGAGAGGCGCCUGGCACUGGAACAAGAUGUUUCAAGAUUACAAGAACAGCUACAAGCUGAAAGAGAUCUUAGAGCUGCAUUAGAGGUUGGUUUGAGCAUGUCUUCUGGACAGUUAACCAGUUCACGUGGCAUGGAUUCUAAGACAAGAGCUGAACUUGAGGAGAUAGCUCUUGCCGAAGCAGAUGUGGCCAGGUUGAAACAGAAAGUUGCAGAACUCCACCAUCAACUUAAUCAGCAGCGACAGAAUCAUUAUGGUUCUCUCUCUGAUGCAUGUGACCGUUACCAGAACGUCCAAAAUCAUAAUUCUCAACAGAGGUUUCUUCAGCAAGAUUUUGAUGCAACCCUCGCCUUUUGUAAUCAUGAACGGAAACAGAGGAAUGAGGAGAAUUUGUUGGGGGCGGAUUGGAGGAAUAUCAAAGGACAAAUUCUAGCAUCUGGAAGUAGCACAAGGCAGCCAUCAAGGAAGCAAUUCAUGGAUCCAGGUAGCUUAAGUGAAUCCAAAAGUACUGAUGUAUCCACAAGUUUGUCUGUUGAUGAGCUUUCUGCUGUUGAUUCUGCUUCCAUUCCCUCCACUUCAAGAGCAGCAGAGGUGGUGGAUUAUCCAAGACAUCCAUCAACAGCAUCUUCAGCCUUGGUAGAAUUAACAACUCGUCUUGAUUUCUUCAAGGAAAGACGUUCUCAGCUAAUGGAGCAGCUUCAUAACCUUGAUUUAAAUUAUGGCGCAACAUCUUUGCAAGACUCAGUCUAUAGACCAUCGUCCCCACCAUGGAAUUGACUGGCUGGAGAAGAUGCUCAUCAAAUGAGUUGGAAGAUGAAUGCCAAACACCUUAUUGUUGUAUAGUCUACGUUAAUGUUGCAUAUAGUUGUCUCACAUGUGUGCUCUGUUUAAUAUUCUUAUUUCUCAUUCAAAGUGUCUUUUUCUUUUCUCAAGUGAGGAUAUCAAUGGAAUUCUCGUGAGAUUUUUUUUUGGUUGGUUGUCAAAAGUACCCUUUAAGCGAACCACUGUAUGUUGUUGUGUCAGGUUGGGUGAUGUUAUUGAAACAAUAAUAUUUAUAGUGAGCAAAACCACUUGACGAGAA